Molecule: messenger RNA, 1478 nt
Organism: Colias croceus (clouded yellow)
Lineage: Eukaryota; Metazoa; Arthropoda; Insecta; Lepidoptera; Pieridae
Exons: 5
Coding region: 241-1323 (360 amino acids)
Source: RefSeq, a predicted model, not a curated record
AUUACAGCACUAAAGCGCAUUAUGCGGCAUAAUGCUAACGUUGAAUGUUCCAACUACAGCAACGCUUCGCACAAUCGAGCACAAAUAAAAGUAAUGCGCGUGAAUUGAUGCGUGCAAUCGAUGCCAACUGUGACAGAAAAUUAACAAGUGUUUUCCCCUUUAGGUUGGCAUUGAUCGAAAUGUUUUGUUCAUUAUUAACGUUAGUAAAUAUUAUUUAAUUGUUGGAAAAAAAUUUUAAGUAUGGAUGAAGGAAUAUACUUUUGUAAACAUUGCAAUGGCUUGAUCGAAUCAUUUAAUGAAGCAGGCAAUCAUCAAUGUUUUCGUGGAAAAGAAUAUAUUUAUCAAGAUGGAGAAGACAACUCAAUCUUAUUUGUUCAUAAUUACGAUAAUGAAAAUAAAGAAAACCAUGAAAAGCAAGUGUUUAACAACGAAGAGUCUGAAGUUAAUAAUUCUUUAUUAUCAGAUGACACUGCAUAUAUUGAAAUUAGUGAUGAAGACUUAAGUCAGUCUGCAGAUUUUAAAACAGAGAGUAAUCCUAAGAAAAAUGCUGUGUGGACAAAGCAAGCCACGAUGGCGAUGCUUAGCUUAUACGAAGCAAAUAUACAGAUGCUUAUGGAUAUCGGCAAGAAAUCAAGGGUGUGGAAGAAAAUAUCAGAAGGCUUAAAAGAUUUAUGUAUACAGGUAACGGCAGAUCAGGUUAAAUGGAAAUUUAAUCGCUUAAAUAACAAAUAUAAGGAGUGUAUCGACAACAACAAUAUGAGUGGAAGAGCUCAUAUGACAUUUGAAUAUUAUGAGCAAUUCCAAGAAAUUUUCCAUAAAGAGAAUAACGUUGCUACUUCAAGUACAUUUUCUUCUUCGAUACUUACUACAGAUGAAAAAAAAAGAAAGCAUGAUAUAACCGGAUCAAAGAACAUUAGUAAGAGUAAAAAAUUAAAAGUAGAUGCUACAUCCAACAAAAAGAAUCUACCACCAGUUGAUGAGUCUCCAAAACUCAAAACAACUCCGGUUGCAGACGUUAAAAAAACUGCAAGAAACCAUCAACACAUUCAAAGUAUGGAAAUUUUAGAAAAAAUUCAAGAAAACCAGAAGGCUAGAGAUGAAAAAAUGACUAAAUAUUUAAAAAUAAAAGAGAAAGAAAUGGAUUUAAAGAAAAAAGCAAUCGAUGUUCGUGAAACUGAAAUGCAAGUUAAAAGAGAUGUUGCGAGUGAUAAACUAAAGUUUAAUGAAAAGAAGCACAAAGACUGGUUAAAUAUAGAAAAAUUGAAAUGUGAUCUUCUAAAAAAAUUAUUAAAAAAUCGUACUGACAGCGAAGAGUCUGAUUAAACUACCAAAAGUUAAUGUUUAAGAGUUUAUUGUACCUAAGAAGUUUAUUUUAACAUGUCAAAACAAAUGCUUUUUAUUAAGAUCUAUGAUUAAGAUUUUGUUGUGCUUAAAAGUUUAUAAUAACAUGCAAAAACAAAUAAAACAACAUAUUUUAA